This is a messenger RNA of Symbiodinium natans, 1134 nucleotides long. The record is from the annotation of a GenBank genome assembly. Lineage: Eukaryota; Dinophyceae; Suessiales; Symbiodiniaceae.
GAGGCACUCAGGUUGCUGGCCAUGCUUGCGCCAGGCGGAAAGCUCUCUGCGCUCCUGUCCAAGGACUUGGCAUCAAGAAGCUUAGCCCUGGCCGAAUCGCUUCUACUGCGCAGCCAAUUCCUGAAACGUCCUCCGCCAGAGGAGCCCUUUACGUUGGCUGAGUCCAUCGCUGUGGCGGAUGGCCUGCGAGGCAGUUCUGCGCAAGCGGCCGCACUGGACUUGCUUGCGGCGGCCCAGCAUCAGGUGACGAGGCAGGUCGUGAAGUGCUGGGAAGAGGUGAUCAGUGCUUCAGUGGGCGGUGGUGCUCUCGCUCAGCACGCCCUGCUGAAGCUUGUUGCAGAUGCUCUUAACGCCUAUGGCAUCGGGCUAGGAGUUGAGUCCAAGCACUCAGCCCUCUCGCGCUUGAAGCCGAUGCUAGUACUAGCGGCCGGGGAGCUGCGCAUGGGCUUGGAGGGGUACGGAACGCAAGAAGGCCUAUGCGCAGCCUGCAUGAUGCUGGAGGCAGCCAUCGUGGCGCUGGGCAAGGAUGCUGAGGCCCUGGAGAGCGGCAACCUCGAAGAGGUCUCCAACUGCUUGCGAGAGCUGCACCGGGCGAUGCAGGAUGCCUUCGACUUCUUGAGCGAUCUCCCGCGUGAUUUGGCCACGCCUCCCAAGGAGCUGCCCAUGCUUGCGCGUGUGGUGGCCGCAUUCCAGGUGGAGGACCCUCGGCAGUUCUCUGCGGAGUUCCAGCGCACGCUCUGGGCGUUGUGCCUCCUGCCCCCUCAAGAGUUCCAGGUGCUGCUUCCCUGUCUCCAGGAGCUCCAAGACUGGCAGGCGACUCCGGGGUUCGGCAAGGUGUUGGAGGUUGCGGUGUGGGGCCUGGAGGAGACCCAGCUGAGCGAGUCACCAGAGGUCUGGCGUCAGUGCUCCAUGAUGUUGGCCGAAGUGGCGCUCGAUGCUGCCGUCUAUUUGCCGGAGGUUGCCAUUCCAGAGAUAUGCGCCGAAGAGGUGCCCUCGCCUUCGCCGGCCUCUUCUUCCAGAUCUGCGGAGGUCGCCCACGCGCGGCUUGCUGCCAGCCGCCUGCGCGCGCCACGGCCUGUUCCAGCGGCCGAUCCCACCCACGAGGGCGUGCUUGGCUCGGUCCAGAAGCCCUGA